AAUAAAUAAAAUCCACAAUAAAAAAUCAACCAUUAGAAAAAAAAAAAUUAAAAAUUAAAAAUGAGAAAAAAAGAGAUUGACUUGAUCAAUUGUGUAUGUGCAAACAUAGUGAAAGGGAAUUGGAUCAAUCUCUCAAACCCUAAAAUCUCCAUCAACUUCACAACCUCCAUUGCCAACCAAAUCCUUCUCCAUCUCUCCACCAACACCUCCUCCCCUUCUCUCUCAUGGUCCUUCUUCACAUGCCUCCAAUCCAUCCCUCACUACCACCUCUCCCUCCUCCCCAUCUGGACCAUGCUCCAUCUCCUCACUCACCAUCGCCACUUCACCACCGCCCGCCACCUGCUCGACGAAAUGCCUCUCAGAGAAUUCCUCUCUUCCCCCACCGUUCUCAGCUCCUUGUUGUGUUCCCACACUGACCGCACCUCCAACACUCUCAUUCUUAGCUGGCUGGUGCUGCGCUACUCUCGGUUGAGCAUGAUUCAUGAUGCACUCCAGGUGUUCGACCAAAUGCGGCUGAAUGGACUAGUGCCAAAGCCUCAUGCUUGUUCUGCUCUUUUGAAUGCAUUGGCUAAAGCUAGAUUAACUGCUAGUGCGUGGAAGGUUUUUGAUGAAAUGAUACGGGUUGGUGUUGUGAUGAAUUUGUGCAUUUUUAAUGUUAUGUUGCAUGUUUGUUAUAAGGCCGGUGAUGUCGGGAAGGCAGAAGAGCUGGUGAGUGAGAUGAGGAGGAGGUGUUUGUCACCGGACUUGUUCUCGUAUAAUUCUUUGAUUGCGUUGUAUUGUAAAAAGAGCAUGCAUUAUGAAGCUUUGAGUGUUCAGGAGAGGAUGGAGACGGAAGGGAUUUGGCCUGAUAUCGUGACUUAUAAUUGUCUUGUUCAUGGGUAUUGUCGAGAAGGUAGAAUGCGGGAAGCACGCCGGCUUUUUAAGGAUAUGAAGGGUGUAACUCCUAAUCAAGUUACUUAUACCACGCUUAUUGACGGGUAUUGUAGAGUGAAUGAUCUAGAUGAAGCACUCAAAUUGCGUGAAGAGAUGGAGUCAAAAGGUUUGUAUCCCGGUGUGGCAACGUAUAAUUCAAUCAUUCGGAAGCUUUGUAAGGACGGGAAAAUGAAAGCUGCCAAUGAUCUUUUGAAUGAAAUGGAUGAAAGGAAGGUUGAGCCGGAUAACAUCACGUGCAAUACUUUGAUUAAUUCGUAUUGCAAGAAGGGGAACAUGGGAUUUGCAUGGAAGCUGAGAAAUAAGAUGUUGGAGUCAGGGUUGUCGCUUGAUCAGUUCACUUACAAGGCACUGAUUCAUGGGUUUUGCAAGGUUCAGGACAUGGAUGAGGCUAAGGAAGUUCUCUUCGAAAUGCUAAAUGCAGGAUACUCUGCGAAUUACAGUACUUUCUCAUGGCUUGUGGAUGGUUAUUGCAAGCAGAAAAAUGAAGCUGCAGCGUUAGGGAUCCCUGAUGAUCUCAUUAAAAAAGGUAUAUGUGUCGACAAGUCUGUCUACAGGGCACUUAUACGAAGAUUUUGUAAACGUGGCUUGGUUGAUUGGGCACAAAAAGCACUAAUGUCAAUGCAAGACAAGCGCAUUUCGGGAGAUAGUAUCAUGUAUCUCAGUCUGGCCUUUGCUUACUUGAAUGCAGGGAAGCCGAUGUCGGCCUCUGAGAUGUUGGAUAACAUGGUUAAGAAUCAACUGAGAAUAACUGCAAAGAUUUAUAACUGUCUCAAUGCUUCUUAUGCUGACAAUAAUGAUGUCCUGACGCUGCUUUGGAGUCGAGCUAUUGAGAAAUGCUUAAUUUCAAGAAAUGUAUACAAGUUGAUGCAAUGAGGUUAUAUAUUGCUAUAAAACCAAGGAAAAUGAUAGUACGAUGUUUCAUGCAAGUGAAGUUAUGUAGAAGUUAGUCGACAACAGAAGGUUGUAAUGAGUAAUCACUAUUGUGAUGUGAUGAUAAAUUGCUGGAAUUCAGACAUCAUGCAAGAUACACAAUUGUUGUACCCCUUUCAUAAGCCACUGAGGUAUUCAUUUGAAUUAAUUAAUUAAUUUAUUUAUUUUCAGAUGAAAAGGAUAUCUAUUUUCUCUAUCAAUUCCAUGUUUUUUCUAUUGAUUUUA
Molecule: messenger RNA, 2088 nt
Organism: Dioscorea cayenensis subsp. rotundata (Guinea yam)
Lineage: Eukaryota; Viridiplantae; Streptophyta; Magnoliopsida; Dioscoreales; Dioscoreaceae
Product: pentatricopeptide repeat-containing protein At5g38730
Exons: 3
Coding region: 61-1806 (581 amino acids)
Molecular function (GO): protein binding
Source: RefSeq, a predicted model, not a curated record